Messenger RNA from Electrophorus electricus (electric eel), 3935 nucleotides. It is a transcript of the gene naxd, whose product is annotated as NAD(P)HX dehydratase. The record is from RefSeq and is a predicted model, not a curated record. Gene Ontology annotation, molecular function: ATP-dependent NAD(P)H-hydrate dehydratase activity. Lineage: Eukaryota; Metazoa; Chordata; Actinopteri; Gymnotiformes; Gymnotidae. Gene Ontology annotation, biological process: metabolite repair.
UUUAAAAAGAGGCGAUUCCCAAACUACUGCAUGGGCUGUGUGAAGUUUUACAAUUUUGGCAAUGUGGCCUUUUUACUGUCUUACUGCUCGAAGUAAACCCGGAGACGAAGUCAUGUUGUGAAGCGGCGCGUCAAACCUUUCAGUCAUGUUGUUUUUAUUUGUAAGGGCUGCAGAUGAGCCAUCAGAAGCAUUUUAGAAAGUGUCGUCCAUCAGUCACUAUUAAAAAUGGCUAUACGUUGGGAAUGUGAUGUCACUGAGUUUGUGUUUUUUGGGCUUAUUAGCUUUAUUUUCGUCUUAAAACGAUGAGUCCCUCUACAUGACGCGGCGCGCAAGUUGUUGAUGACGCGGCACGCACGUUGUUGAUGACGCGCGUGUUGUUGUGCUACAGACGGAGAUUUUGGGGAAGUUUUAAGCAGCUUCGCAAAAAACAGUUUCGAAAUUCCCACAGUAACGUAACCAGGUCUUUUAAUCACGAUCGUUAAAUGCGUGUGUACACAUGACUGCCGUCCGACCACAAAUGAAGAUUGUGUUUCCUCAAAAAAAGGGCUUUCCCCCCCCCCGCCCCCCAACGGUCGACAGAAAGCUGGCUAGCUGGCUAGGCUAACGUUAGCUAAUGUGCUAUUCUAGCUAGCGCGGGCUGGAUGUUUGGAUGUUAAAUAUAUUCGCUUCGCACGACUCGGUUCUGACACUGAUUUAAACAAAAGUCGUCUGUUGCUAUAUCGGCACACGACCAUGUUGGUAAACCCGACGCGGGGGUUUCACUGGUCAGACGCGGAGACGAGAGCGCUGCUGAACAUCUGGGGCGAGCACGACGUCCAGACAGCACUGGACGGAAACUUUCGGAACAGCCACGUCUACCGCGACGUGGCGGCCCGUCUGGGAGACAUGGGCUACGACCGCACCCCGGACCAGUGCCGAGUUCGGGUCAAGAGCCUGAAAAGACAGUAUUACCAGGCGAAGAAGGCCUCCAAGAGAAACGGCCAGUAUCACAAGACCUUCAAGUUCUACGAGGAGAUGGAGAAGAUACUGAGCAGCAGGUCGGCGGCGACGCUGGAGUCGCAGGACGCGGACGGGGUCGCUGUGGAAGGAGACGAGACGAUGGACGGCACGGAGGAGGACGGGGACAGCAUUGACCAGCCGCAGGACUCGGACAUGGACGGGGCCGGGGAGUGCUCCAACGCGGACUACCCCGUGAAAGUCGAGUACCCGUCCUAUCCCAUCCCUGUGACGGUCGGCAGCAGCAAUGUUCCCGUGAAACAGAGCGGCAUUCAGAACACCAGCAUGGCGUCACCCUCGGCAGGCAAAACACGGCGGUACAAAAAGCGGUUUACAAACCUGUCGCUGGAAAAACUCAUGGAGAAGUUUCUGGAGCAGAGCUUGGAAGCGGAAGAGGGCUUCUACAGGCUGGAGGAGCAGCGACUGCGAGCCGAGGACGUCCGCAGGGAGACGGAGCACACCAGAGAGCUCCACAUGCUGCAGAUGCUGGGGCAGAUGUUGGCUGGCCUCGCCACGCCUGCGCCCUCGCCCACUCCGCAACCCGCGUGUAACUCGCAAAUGACUCCCUCCGCAGGAUCUUUUUUUGGCACCCAUAGCCGUCAAGCUUCUCAGGCCGAGUAUGCCAACCACGGCCAGCAGCGAGCCGCCCCAGUCAUAGAGCGGUCGUUCACCCUUGGGCGGGCAGCCAGUGGCAACAUGGACAACGUCCUCCCUCUGGUUAAAAACACCAUCCCCCCGCUGACGUCCAAAAAGCACAAGGGUCAGGAUGGCCGCAUAGGCGUCAUCGGGGGAUGCCAGGAGUACACUGGAGCACCGUACUUUGCAGCCAUUUCUGCAUUAAAAGUAGGCGCCGACUUGUCCCACGUGUUCUGCACCAAAGACGCUGCCAGUGUGAUCAAGUCCUACAGUCCUGAGCUCAUCGUCCAUCCUGUGUUGGACAGUCCCAAUGCUGUAGAGGAGAUGGAGAAAUGGCUUCCCAGACUACACAGUCUGGUUGUGGGUCCUGGCUUGGGAAGGGAAGAUGUGCUCCUGAAGAAUGCAAAGGCGAUUAUCGAAAAGUCAAAAUCCAGAGGAAUUCCAGUCGUCAUUGAUGCAGAUGGGCUUUGGCUGGUGGCUAAAGAGCCAUCUGUCAUUCAGGGUUAUCAGAAAGGAAUUUUAACGCCCAACGUCAUGGAGUUCAGGCGUCUGUAUGAGGCUAUGCACCAUGAGUCCUUGGACAGCAAUGACCCCAGAGGGUGUGCUCAGCAACUGAGCAUCGCCAUGGGGAACGUGACACUCCUUUUAAAAGGAGAGGAGGACAUCAUCACUGAUGGCAACAUGGUACUGACCUGUAAUCAGGAGGGCAGUGGGCGUCGCUGUGGGGGGCAGGGAGACCUUCUCUCUGGUGCUCUGGGAAUCUUCUCCCACUGGGCUUUCAGCUCGUCUGCAGAGGCGACCAAAGGCAUGAAUCCCGCGUUGUUGGCAGCGUUCGGCGCAGCCUCGCUGACCAGGCAGUGCAACAGACAGGCCUUCCACAAACAUGGCCGCUCCACCAUCACGUCUGAUAUGAUCCAGGAGAUCUGCAUCGCCUUCAAGAAGCUAUUCGAAAGCUAAACUGGGCAAGCUGGACACUCACCCACGAUGCAGCCCACUACAACGGCCUCCUAUCUCACUAAUGGGCUCACACGUUCAGAACCGAAGAGGGGAGGGGAGGGGAGGGGACGGGACGGGGGGGGAAGAUGUUGAGCUAUACAGUUGAAGCCAAUACUCAUCAACACGGAACCCUAGGUGCAUUCUGGCCAGGCUCUUCACACACACACUCCUACACUGUGGUCACCUGAACAGACUCUAUCCUGCUUUUUAUGCAUGUUUCACAUUUUCUAUCUCAUUCAUACACUGGACACGUUCAUGUGGUAACAUAGCAACGUCAUGACCCCCGAACUGUGGCUGUCUAACCGACGCAGGGACGCUUUUCUGAUCUAGUGCGCAGUGAUGGGUCCUGACCAAGGACGUGAGAGUAUCAGAUCAGAUACUAUACGAUAGCAAUUACUGUACUGACAACACACUAAUGGUUCUGUGUGGAGUAGGGAGGAUGUGCCACCCGUUUUCAAUUGCUUAGUCUAUAAAGUUUCUAAUAGAGGAGAGAAUAUGGGAGAUGGCACAGUGCCAGUAGUGCCAGUGCUGCACUUCAUAAUAAAGGCCCAGAGAAAAGUAAUAUGUAUAUUAAACAAUCGUUAGUGCUCAAAUCGCAACCUCUUCAUCACUGGAAUUGUGUUUGUGUGUGUGUUUUUUUUAACAAGUUUACAAUCAGGAUUUAUUUCAAAGUGCCUCUUGUAGAGUUUUUAAUCCCACGUCAGCCAUGUCCUUUCUUUCUAAAGUGUUAUACGGUAACAUACGGGACAGCUGUUUUGUACGAAAAAAAAAAGGUAACGCCCCAUUUUCAGCAUGUUUAGGGAGCUUUAUCGCCAAAAGAUUUUAUUAAAUAUGUAAUUUAUAAAGGAACAACUUGAAGUUUUAGCUCUUCAUGGAAUAUUGUUAAGAAAAGUUUAUCAUUAUUAGAGGUGUCGGUGUAGACGGAGACAUGCAACAUUGAAACGUCUCAUUCCCUUGUUGCCGUUCUACAAAUAUAUCACUAUGCCUGCUAUAUUAAAAACAUGGCAUGAGACACACUGUGGGGUUUAGAGCAUCCCGUUGUCCUGACAGCUGCUGUACUGCUUGUGUACGAAAUCCUAAAAUGCUUUUACGUUUUAGAUGAUCUUUGCUCCAAAUUUGUUCCAAAUUUCUUUCGUUUUCUUCAUGAGUGGUUCGUUGUUCUGACAGUUUGUGUGUCAUCCCAUUAGGUUUAGUUUACCCUGUAUAUAUUCUGUGUAUUAUCCACAAAUAUGAACUACUUGAUAUAUUUUAAUAUCCUGAAACCUAUUAGAGGAAACUAUAAUAAAGCUGGAUUACAUUUGUGUGUA